AUGGAGAGUGUAAGUACUACAGAGAACGAUGAGCAAGGGGCCACUGCAACCGAGGCUCCAGACGCCAAUCAAUCGAAGGAGUCCCGACUCGAGAAGGGCCAAGUUCAGCGAGGGGGACAAGAGGAGUGGAAAAUAUCAAGACACGAACUAUUCAUCAUACUUGCUUUGACACUAAUAAAUAUGGUUGUUGCGCUGGACGCAUCGGUAAUAGUGACGGCUCUGAAUUCCAUCAUAAGCGAUAUAGGCGGCACCACGACUCAAGGAUUUUGGAUUGGGACCUCAUACCUUCUUGCAUCGACAGUUGUUAUGCCACCGAUGGCAAGCUUCAGCGAGAUCUUUGGCCGUCCCGUGUGCCUCAUGGUUUCUUUGGCCUUUUUCUCCAUUGGAAGUAUCCUAUGCUGUGUGGCAGGUAACAUUAACACUCUCCUUGGCGGAAGAGCAGUGCAGGGCGUCGGGGGUGGAGGUAUUUGGGUUGUGUCACUCCUUCUCCUUACCGACAUCGUGCCUUUACGACAUCGACCCAAGUGGUGGUCCGUAAUAUCGCUCGGCUGGGCUGUGGGUCUAGUUAUUGGGCCUCUGAUAGGAGGUGCGAUUGGAGAGAACACAACCUGGCGUUGGGUAUUUUACCUGAACUUUCCAUUUUGUGGGUUUGGCUUGGUCAUCACCCCUAUACUGCUUACCAUCAAGCCAAGGAUCGAGACCACCCGGGAGAAGCUAGCUAGGGUGGACUGGGUAGGAGGAGUUUUGUUUACGGCAUCGUUGACCGUGUUUCUUUUCGCCUUGACGGCCGCCGGCGUACAAUUUCCUUGGAAUAGUGCUGCAGCACUUGCACCUCUCAUUCUCGGCCUCCUUGGACUUGUCUCGACGGCACUCUGGGAGGAAUACGGCGCAACUGAGCCAAUGCUCAAGAGGUCUCUCUUCCAUAAUUGGAGUUCAAUAACGACCUACUUCGGAGGAUUCGUCCAAGGGUUGGUCAUGUAUGGCCAGCUCUAUUAUGUACCCUUCUUUGCGCUGGCUGUGAAGCAGGUUUCCAUGGUGAGAGCAGGUGUUAUCCUUCUCCCCGUGAUGCUCAUACUCAUUCCGAGCGGUGCUGCGGCUGGUGCGAUUAUCAGUCGACUGAACAAUUAUCGACACAUAUUAUGGAUCGGGUGGUUUCUGGCCACGCUGUCGAGCGGACUUCAACUUCUCUGGACAGUAUCGGUCUCGGAUGCCGUAUGGUUUGUCACCCUGGUUAUCCUGGGGGUUGGUCAUGGUUUCGUGCUGAAUGCGCAGACUUUUGCUUGCCAGGCGUUGGCGAAGCCGGGUGAUAUUGCCGCUGCAGCGGCGACAUACGGCUUCGCGAGGCAAUUUGGCACUGCCGUUGGUGUGGCGGUAGGGAGUACGACUUUUCAGAACGUAAUGGCAAUGAAGCUGAGAUGGGAAGGUAUUCCAGUCGAUUAUGCUUAUGAUGCCCAAGCGUACGUCCCCCAGUUGAAACAAAUGUCUGAUGACAACCCUCAAAAGUCUCGAAUCAUAGACGCAUACGUGUUUGGGUUUCUAGGGGUAUGGCAGGUUUACCUCAGCAUAUCAGGAAUCAUGUUCUUCUUGAGUUUCCUAAUUACGCCGUCAAACUUGGACAGAGCGAAUGAGUCAGAGCAUAAACUGGUGGCCAGUCGCUUGCUUGUAUUUGCGGGAAGAUCGAAGAAAGUUAUUGUUUAA
Messenger RNA from Truncatella angustata, 1698 nucleotides. Its product is annotated as major facilitator superfamily transporter. Gene Ontology annotation, biological process: transmembrane transport. Bases 1 to 1698 code for a protein of 565 amino acids. Lineage: Eukaryota; Fungi; Ascomycota; Sordariomycetes; Amphisphaeriales; Sporocadaceae. The record is from RefSeq and is a predicted model, not a curated record. Gene Ontology annotation, molecular function: transmembrane transporter activity. The transcript has 3 exons.